This is a messenger RNA of Kazachstania africana CBS 2517, 735 nucleotides long. RefSeq names its product protein AIM2 (gene AIM2). Gene Ontology annotation, molecular function: hydrolase activity. The transcript has a single exon. The coding region runs from base 1 to 735 and encodes 244 amino acids. Lineage: Eukaryota; Fungi; Ascomycota; Saccharomycetes; Saccharomycetales; Saccharomycetaceae. The record is from RefSeq and is a predicted model, not a curated record.
AUGGCUUCCAACCCACCAGGAAAAUGCUGCUUCGAAGGUUUCUAUCAUGAAGGCACUGCUAAGGGUAAGCAUGAAGAGAUUUUUGGUUUAGAUACCUACGUUACUGGUACUACCUCUCCAUCUGACAGGGUCAUUGUCAUCUUGACUGACGUCUAUGGUAAUAAAAUUAACAACGCACUCUUGAUCGCCGAUCAGUUGGCUCGUCCUGGUUAUAAAGUCUACAUUCCUGAUAUUUUAUUCGGUGAUGUUGUCGUCAAAUUGGAUGGUUCUACCGAUUUUAACGCAUGGAGGGAAAGACAUAGUCCUGAAAAGACUAGAAAGGUUGUCGAUGAAUUUAUGUCUUCCUUAAAAAAGGAAUACAAUCCAAAAUUCAUCGGUGUCAUCGGUUACUGUUUUGGUGCUAAAUUUGCAGUCCAACAAAUUAAUACAGACGGUGGUUUCGCCGACGUCGCUGCCAUUGCACAUCCAUCAUUUGUAAGCAUGGAAGAAGUUGCUGCCAUUGAGAAGCCACUUUUAAUCGCUGCCGCUGAAAAUGAUUCUAUUUUCCCAGAAGAAAAUAGGCACGCUACCGAAGCUAAAUUGAAAGAAAUUGGUGCUAGAUACCAGUUAGAUCUUUUCGGUGGUGUUCAACAUGGCUUCGCUGCUAGAGGUGAUGUCUCAGACCCAGUCGUCAAGUAUGCAAAGGAAAAGGCCCUUUCUGACCAAAUUUACUGGUUCGAUCAUUUCUCUAAAUAA